Oreochromis aureus is the source of this 1438-nucleotide messenger RNA. RefSeq names its product dehydrogenase/reductase SDR family member 11-like. NCBI's taxonomy places the organism in Eukaryota, Metazoa, Chordata, Actinopteri, Cichliformes, Cichlidae. The coding region runs from base 162 to 926 and encodes 254 amino acids. The record is from RefSeq and is a predicted model, not a curated record. The transcript is spliced from 7 exons.
UUAACGCAGCACACAGAACGGACGUCCAUGGUCGUGUGUAUACAGUACAUCGACUUGUCACCGAUGCAUUACAGCUGAAGCUCCGGCGUCAUUCUGCGGCAGAUUCUUCAUACUUGUGGUGCUUUUCGUGCGUGUAGUAGGUAACCGGUGUCCGGGCUGUGAUGGAGCGCUGGAGGGGCAGAGUGGCUCUGGUGACCGGAGCCUCGGCUGGGAUUGGAGCGGCUGUGGCCGUAGAGCUGGUCCGGCUCGGAAUGAAAGUAGUGGGCUGCGCCAGGGACGUCGGGAAAAUUCAGAAACUGGCAGCAGAGUGUCAGAGCGCCGGUCAUCCUGGUGUUUUGGUUCCUUUCAAGUGUGACUUGACCAAAGAGGAGGAGAUUAUGGCCAUGUUUGCAGCGAUCAAAGAGCAGCACAAAGGUGUGGACGUGUGCAUCAACAAUGCUGGCUUAUCUCAUCCAGAACCUCUGCUAAGUGGCAAAACCAGCAGCUGGAAGAACAUGAUGGAUGUGAACGUUCUUGCACUGAGCAUCUGCACGCGUGAAGCUUAUCAGUCAAUGAAAGAGAGAAACGUGGAUGAUGGCCACAUCAUAAACAUUAACAGCUUGUGUGGGCACUGUGUGAUUCCCAAUCCUGAUCUACAUUUCUACACUGCCACAAAGUAUGCUGUAACCGCCCUGACGGAGGGCCUGAGGCAGGAGCUGCGUGCAGAAAAGAGCCACAUCCGAGCCACAAGCAUUUCUCCUGGUUUAGUGGAGACUGAAUUUGCAUCACGGUUCUACAAAGAUAAUCCAGAUAAAGCAGCUGGUGCAUACUCUGCAUAUAAGCCUCUGGAAGCAAUAGAUGUUGCCAAUGCUGUUACCUACGUGCUCAGAGCUCCUCCUCAUGUUCAGAUUGGAGAUGUUCUGAUGAAAGGCACGGAGCAAGCUUAGGGUUGACCUACAUGACUACAUUUAUAAACAGUUUGGUUUAUGAUUUUGUACUGAAAAUUUUCACUGAUGUAUAAAAUAAAAUGAUGGGGCGGUGGGGGGCUUGUUAAGUGUUCUUAUUUUACUGAAGGAAACCUGAUAUAAAGAACAGUUUAUGGUAGAAAACAUUCAGUUGUCAGUGUAAAAUUAUCUCAAAAAUAUAUUUCACUCUGCCAACAAUAGUAAUAAAAUGUAAAGUUAAUAUAUAAUACCUGACUAAUACAUGGGAAAGUAAAGUCCUGAGAAUAUUAGUUGACAGAGUUACUUAAACAUAUUGAAUGUCCCAGAAUACACAGAAUGUCUGAUGUGCUCAGUGAAGCUUUUCACAAAAAAACUAAAUGAAAUCAUAAUAAUCAAAGUAACAUAUUUUGUAUGUUGUUGUUAGAGAUUUAGUAACUUGCUAAAUGACCCAUGCACUGAUGAUUUAUGUCAUAAUGCAAUUAUAAUGCAAUAAAGCUCCUCCUGGGUAACUUCUA